Messenger RNA from Gigantopelta aegis, 4851 nucleotides. Its product is annotated as solute carrier family 25 member 44-like. The coding region runs from base 1506 to 2480 and encodes 324 amino acids. Gene Ontology annotation, molecular function: branched-chain amino acid transmembrane transporter activity. Lineage: Eukaryota; Metazoa; Mollusca; Gastropoda; Neomphalida; Peltospiridae. The record is from RefSeq and is a predicted model, not a curated record. Gene Ontology annotation, biological process: branched-chain amino acid catabolic process. The transcript has 4 exons. Gene Ontology annotation, cellular component: mitochondrion.
AUAUCCCCCAAAGUUCCCUUGGCAUUCCGCCUCAUGUCAAUGGGGCCCCCCCUAAAUGGAUUUUCUGGAUCUGCCACUGUAAAUAUGCAUAGUUUCUGUAAUAUUUACUAAAAUAUGAAUUCUUUUUGUUUCAGAUUAUUUGGCAGAACCGCCAGUUUCUACCUUGAAGAAAAAACUACAAGCUUUUAAAAUUCUGCCAUCUAGGAAACACACACAAUGAGACUGCACAGAAUCAUCACAGUUAAAAUGUGAGAUCUGUGAUGUUAAUUUCAUUGGAAAUCAAGGUUUAAACAAUGCAGGAUGGCAGGUCUCUGCAGCUUCAGUUGGUUCCGUGGUCCUUGUAAGCUGUACCCAGAGGAGCCAGGUCUUAUGUACUUAAGGAUGAUGCAGAAUUCAUUUAAAAUUGAUAUAUUAUGUCGCUCAGAAAAUCUGUAGGUUUAUUGUGAUAUAAGAGUGAUGGAUAUGGAACAGAGGAACUUUAUUUAUGCAUAAUUCUGAUGAAUAAGAACUGUUCUACAAGGUUGUUUUAAAACUGAUAUAUUACGUCGCUCCGAAAGUCUGUAGACGUAUUGUGAUAGAAGAUUGAUGGAUAUCGGAAAAAGAGUAACGCAGAAACUUUAUUUAUGCAUGAUGCUGAUGAAGAAGUGUUUCAUACGAUCGUUUUGAAAUAGAAACAAAUCUCUCGAUCAAGUUUGUGUAGAUGUAUUAUGAUAGAAGACUGAUGGAUAUGGAAAAAGGUGCAACACAGAAACUAUUGAUGCGUAAUUCCAUUGAAGCAGAUGUUUUUUACAAGUUUGUUUUAAAAUUUCUACAGAUUGCUGGAUCAAGUCUGUGUAGAUUUAUUGUAAAAGAAGAUUGCCGAGUUUGAGAGAUGGUGUUUAGAGAAAGUUUAUUUAUAUCUACUGAUGAUGAUGACGCAGAAAUGUUUUAUAAGAUAGUGUUAGAGAUGAUGAUGCAGAAAUGUUUUAUAAGAUAGUGUUAAAAUUUGAUACAACGAACUUGGAAGAAGUCGGUGUGGACUUAUAUUGUGAUAGAAGAUCGAUGGCUGUCAAGACAGGAGUACCAGGGAAAUUAUAUUUUAAAAGUUGAUCAAUAGAAGACACUUGGAACUGUGUGUAAACUUAUAAGUUUUGACAUUAGAAACAAAUUUCUCGAUCAAGUCUGUGUAGAUGUAUUAUGAUAGAAGACUGAUUCAUUUCGAGAAAAGUCUUGUGCAGACGUGUACGUUUAUUUUAUGAAAGAAGAUUGAUGUCUUUGGAAAAAGGCAUAACUAGGAAAUUUAUUUAACAACUUGAUUCAAAGUCACAUGUGAUAGAAGAAGAUCGACGGAUAUGGAAAAAGACUUGAUUCACAAACUCUGUUUCCGUGUGAUUAACACGGCAUUCAGAUAGCAGAAGAUAACAACGAAGGUCUGUGAAACCUGCAUACAGCCUUGUGUCAGAAGAUUUAAAAAAUAUAUAUAUAUUUUUUUUUUUCUCCGAAAUAGCCAACAGUCAUCAGUGACGAUGAAUUUCGAGGUUGAAGAGAUUCAGGUGAUCGAACUGUCGAUGAUGGACAAACGGAAAUACUUCCCGCUCUCGUUCGUUAGCGGUCUGUAUAUCCGCAGCCUGCUGUACCCGUUGUCCCUCAUCAAGACGCGACUGCAGAUCCAGAAGGGGACGAGUCUGUACAGCGGGACGUUCGACGCCUUCGUGAAGAUCGCGCAGUCGGAGGGGGUCGGGGGGCUGUACCGCGGCUUCUGGGUCAGCUGCCUGCAGCUCGUCCCGUCGCUGGCCUACAUAUCGACGUACGAGUCAAUGAGGGUUUACCUCAAGACGAACACGGCCUGUAGCAGCAAGCUGAGAGCGUUCUUCGCAGGUGGCACAGCGUCCAUCGUCGGCCAGACACUGACAGUCCCGCUGGACAUCGUCAACCAACACCUCAUGUUGCUAGGGCAACGGGCGAACCGGAACCGGUCGGCGAAAAGUCCCGAUCUGGCAUCGUUACAGAAACUAAACAUUUCCGACAAGGUGAAACACGAACGGUUCGGUGCUGUGUCGGCGGUCAUAAGGGAGGUCCACCGCAAGAACGGCCUGCGAGGAUUCUACAAGGGCUACUUCGUGUCCUUGACCGUCUUCGCGCCAAACAGCGCCCUCUGGUGGUACUUCUACGACACAUACUCAGGGUUCAUCGCCGCUACCGUCCCGUCGUGGGUUCCUCGUCUGAUGGUUCAGGUCGUCUCGGGUCCGCUCAGUGGAAUUUCUGCUGCCGUCAUCACCAACCCCCUUGAUCUCAUCCGUGCCAGAAUGCAGGUCGAUGGGACGAGCCUUCGCGACACCGUGCGGAUUCUGUGGCAGGAGGAAGGGAUGUGGAUUCUGACGAAGGGACUGUCGGCGAGACUCGUGCAAUCCGUCAUGUUUUCCUUCUUCAUCAUCCUCGGCUAUGAGUCCAUCAAAAGAUGGAGUCUCCUUGACGAGUACAAAGACCAAGUGCGGUGGUGAUGUCCACUCGCUGUCGAUAACUCUGUGUGAAGUCUAGUUGACGAGUGCAAAGCCCAAGUUCAGUGCUGACCGUCACUCACUGUCAGUAGCUUUGUGAACAGUCUGUUUGACGAAUUCUAAAGCCAAGUCCCGUUUUGACGGUCACUCGCUGUAAAUAACUCUGUAAACAGUAUGCUUGAUGAGUAGAGACUGAAAUCUGUGGUAAUGUUUGCUCGCUGUCAGUAAACUCUCUUUAAUAGUCUACUUUACGAGUUCUAAAGCCAAGUUCCGUUUUGACGGUCACUCGCUGUCAGUAACUCUGUAAACAGUAUGCUUGAUGAGUAGAGACUGAAUUCUGUGGUAAUGUUUGCUCGCUGUCAGUAAACUCUCUGUAACAAUCUUUUGACGAGUAGAAAGACCAUGUUUGGUGUUGACCGCCACUCGUAAACAGACCAAGUUUGGUGGUGACCGCCACUCGUAAACAGACCAAGUUUGGUGGUGACCGCUACUCGUAAACAGACCAAGUUUGGUGCACUUGCACUUGUAAAGAGUCGAGUUGAUGAGUCUAAAGACACCAAGUUUGCUGUCGACCGUCACUUGCAGUCAAUGUCUCUGUAAACAUUGUGAGCUUCACGAGUAGCUCUAAACAGCUUCACGAGUAGUUUCUAAACACAUACCAGAUUUAAUGGUAAUUCACAGUCCAUACCUCUGUGUAAACAAAGUCAGCUUUAAGAAUAGAAAGACCAAAACAGUAGUCGUUAAUAACUCCAAACUGUGUAGUCGUUAGUAAGUCCAAAACAGUAGUCGUUAAUAACUCCAAACUGUGUAGUCGUUAAUAAGUCCAAACUGUAGUCGUUAAUAACUCCAAACUGUGUAGUCGUUAAUAAGUCCAAACUGUGUAGUCGUUAAUAAGUCCAAACAGUAGUCAUUAAUAACUCCAAACUGUGUAGUCGUUAAUAAGUCCAAACUGUGUAGUCGUUAAUAACUCCAAACUGUGUAGUCGUUAAUAAGUCCAAACUGUAGUCGUUAAUAACUCCAAACUGUGUAGUCGUUAAUAACUCCAAACUGUGUAGUCGUUAAUAAGUCCAAACUGUGUAGUCGUUAAUAACUCCAAACUGUAGUCGUUAAUAACUCCAAACUGUGUAGUCGUUAAUAACUCCAAACUGUGUAGUCGUUAAUAAGUCCAAACUGUGUAGUCGUUACUGGAAACUGUGUAGUCGUUAUUCCAAACUGUACUUGUUAAGAACUCCAAACUAUGUACUCAUUACUCCAAACUAUACUCGUUAAGAACUCCAAACUGUGUAGUCUUUAAAGGGACAUAACUCCGGAUGCCUGCUGUGCGGACGAGGAAGCAGACCGUGUGUAAUUUUGAUUUUGUUUAAAUGAAUAAAACUGUUUGUAGAUCCAUAAAGGUCGCGACGAUACUUGUCUAAUUGUCAAAGACUUUAUAAAAAUGUAUACUCAGUCUUGUUAUUGUUGUGUGCGUGAGAAAACUGCUGCCCUUCUUUUAAAUCUCUCCAUACUUGGGGCCCCGUUUUAUGAAUAGAGUGUUAGUGGUUAUGUAACGACCCUCCAGCACAAAAAUAAGAGAUCGGUUAUUGGGCAUCAAGUGAUCAUACAGCUACAGUCAUCUUAAGAAUGAGUGGUUAUGUAACGACCCCCCCCCCGAUCUGUUAUUGGGCAUCAAGUGAUCAUGCUGCUACUGUCAUCUUAAGAAUGAGUGGUUAUGUAACGACCCCCCCCCCCCCCCCCCCCCCCCCCCCGAUCGGCUAUUGGGCGUCAAGCGAUCAUACCGCUACAGUCAUUUUAAGUGAAUUAGAUAGUUGUGCACUUAAGGUGAUCUUAGCGCUAAGAUCGCUUCGUAAAAUGGGGCCCUGGCCCAUGGGAACAUAUCUCUAGUCGGGGUGGGGUUGUGGGAGGGGGGGUGGGAUGCAAGCAUGAUUUUUUAAAAUUCUUAAUUUAUAUUCAGUAGAAUAAAAAAACCAAAAACAUGCACUCCCUCCCCCUCUGUUCCUAUGGGCCUGCCUUUUAUCCACCCGUGAUAAAGGUUGUUAGAGUACAAUUUACAAUUGUGGUGUGUAAUGGAGGGGGAUGUACUAAAUUAUAUUAAUGGUGGUUUGAGAAAUAAACACGUGAUUGAGAGGACGUGCGUGUGGAGAGUUCAGGACGGCUAGCACCCUCGAACAGUUGACUGGUACCAUCGUGUUCUGUCACAUCACAUUCAUUUAACGUUAGGUGCAAAAACCAGUCUAGUUUGAGAGUCGACGAGCGCUCGCCGUUCUGAAUGAGACUUGCGUACGCUAUGACGUCAUGGAAUGUAGUAAACAGAAAAAUCAAUCGUUUUAAUUAUGUAUAUUUUAGAUUUUGAAUAAAUUAUUAUUUUAAAAUUUUA